AUGAAAGGAUCCCAAACUUGGUCAAAACGAGCUACCUGCAGGGUGAAUCCUGCCGUUGUAGUAGGCCACAUCCCGCCGGAGCUGGGAGCUCUCAGGGAGCUGAAGGUUCUCUACCUCAACGCCAACAACCUUACAGGCAACAUCCCGCCAGAGCUAAGAGAUCUCCGACAGCUGCAGAGGCUGUGGCUCAGCAACAACCACCUCACAGGCCAUAUCCCGCCUCAGCUCGGACAGCUUGGCGCCCUGAAGGUCCUCAACCUCUCCAUGAACAAGUUAGAUGGCCACAUCCCGCGGCAGCUAGGAGAUCUUGGCGCCCUCGAGACCCUCAACCUCGGCUACAACAAGCUAGAUGGGCCUAUCCCGCCGGAGCUGGGCAAGCUAACAGCGCUGGUGCAGCUCCGACUGUGGAACAACCAGCUAUCCGGGCCUAUCUCGUCGGAGCUGGGCAAGCUCACAGCGCUCGUCAUUCUCGACCUGUCGAACAACCAGCUGUCCGGCCCCAUCCCAUCGGAGCUUGGGCACCUUUCAGCACUGAAGCAGCUCUACCUUUACAGCAACCAGCUGAGCGGCCACAUCCCGCGGCAGCUAGGAGAUCUUGGCGCCCUCAAGACCCUCGACCUCAGCUACAACAAGCUAGAGGGUGAGUUGAGUCCCAUCCCUGUGGAGCUUGGACGGCUCGCCGUACUGGAGUACCUCAGCCUUGGGGGGAACGAGCUAACUGGGCGCGUCCCGCCGGAGCUGGGAGCUCUCAGCGAGCUGCGGGCGCUGGCCCUGAACAACAACAAGCUGACAGAAGCCUUGAAAAAUUGA
Messenger RNA from Ectocarpus siliculosus, 810 nucleotides. NCBI's taxonomy places the organism in Eukaryota, Phaeophyceae, Ectocarpales, Ectocarpaceae. The record is from the annotation of a GenBank genome assembly.